CGGCUGCCUCGCUCCCAUCCGGGUCCCCAUGGAAGAGAUGGAAGAAGAGUUGAAAUGCCCCGUGUGCGGGUCCUUCUAUCGGGAGCCCAUCAUCCUGCCCUGCUCUCACAAUUUAUGUCAGGCGUGCGCCCGCAACAUCCUGGUGCAAACCCCGGAGUCUGAGUCCCCCCAGAGCCGUCGGGCCUCGGGCUCCGGGGUCUCCGACUAUGACUACCUGGACCUGGACAAGAUGAGCCUGUACAGCGAAGCGGACAGCGGCUAUGGCUCCUACGGGGGGUUUGCCAGCGCCCCCACUACCCCGUGCCAGAAGUCCCCCAACGGCGUCCGCGUGUUUCCCCCGGCUAUGCCGCCGCCGGCCACCCACCUGUCACCGGCCUUGGCCCCGGUGCCCCGCAACUCCUGUAUCACCUGCCCCCAGUGCCACCGCAGCCUCAUCCUGGAUGACCGGGGUCUCCGUGGCUUCCCUAAGAACCGCGUCCUGGAAGGGGUAAUUGACCGCUACCAGCAGAGCAAAGCCGCGGCCCUCAAGUGCCAGCUCUGCGAGAAGGCGCCCAAGGAGGCUACGGUCAUGUGUGAACAGUGCGAUGUCUUCUACUGUGACCCGUGCCGCCUUCGCUGCCACCCGCCCCGGGGCCCCCUAGCCAAGCACCGCCUGGUGCCCCCGGCCCAGGGCCGCGUGAGCCGGCGGCUGAGCCCGCGCAAGGUCUCCACCUGCACAGACCACGAGCUGGAGAACCACAGCAUGUACUGCGUGCAGUGCAAGAUGCCCGUGUGCUACCAGUGCUUGGAGGAAGGCAAGCACUCCAGCCACGAAGUCAAGGCUCUGGGGGCCAUGUGGAAACUGCACAAGAGCCAACUCUCCCAGGCGCUGAACGGGCUGUCAGACAGGGCCAAAGAAGCCAAGGAGUUCCUGGUGCAGCUCCGCAACAUGGUCCAGCAGAUCCAGGAGAACAGUGUGGAGUUUGAGGCCUGCCUGGUGGCCCAGUGUGAUGCCCUCAUCGACGCCCUCAACAGAAGGAAAGCCCAACUGCUCGCACGCGUCAACAAGGAGCAUGAGCACAAGCUGAAGGUGGUUCGAGAUCAGAUCUCCCACUGCACAGUGAAAUUGCGCCAGACCACAGGUCUCAUGGAGUACUGCCUGGAGGUGAUUAAGGAAAAUGAUCCUAGUGGCUUUUUGCAGAUUUCUGACGCCCUCAUAAGGAGAGUGCACCUGACUGAGGACCAGUGGGGGAAAGGCACACUCACCCCCAGGAUGACCACAGACUUCGACCUGAGCCUGGACAACAGUCCUCUGCUGCAGUCCAUUCACCAGCUUGACUUCGUGCAGAUGAAAGCUUCCUCUCCAGUCCCAGCGACCCCCAUCCUGCAGCUGGAGGAGUGCUGCACCCACAACAACAGCGCCACGCUGUCCUGGAAGCAGCCGCCGCUGUCGGCGGUGCCCGCGGAGGGCUACAUCCUGGAGCUGGACGACGGCAGCGGCGGCCAGUUCAGGGAAGUGUAUGUUGGAAAGGAGACAAUGUGCACCGUGGAUGGUCUACACUUCAACAGCACGUACAACGCUCGCGUCAAGGCCUUCAACAAAACAGGAGUCAGCCAGUACAGCAAGACCCUGGUCCUCCAAACGUCCGAGGUGGCCUGGUUUGCUUUUGACCCUGGCUCAGCGCACUCGGACAUCAUCUUCUCCAAUGACAACCUGACCGUGACCUGCAGUAGCUACGAUGACCGGGUGGUGCUGGGGAAGACCGGCUUCUCCAAGGGUGUCCACUACUGGGAGCUAACUGUGGAUCGCUAUGACAACCACCCCGACCCUGCCUUUGGCGUGGCUCGCAUCGACGUGAUGAAGGAUGUGAUGUUAGGAAAGGACGACAAAGCUUGGGCAAUGUAUGUGGACAAUAACCGGAGCUGGUUCAUGCACAACAACUCGCACACCAACAGAACUGAGGGAGGGAUCACAAAAGGGGCCACGAUCGGGGUCCUCCUCGACUUAAAUAGAAAAACCUUGACCUUUUUUAUCAACGACGAGCAGCAAGGGCCCAUCGCGUUUGAGAGUGUGGAGGGCCUGUUCUUCCCGGCCGUCAGCCUGAACAGGAACGUGCAGGUCACACUUCACACCGGGCUCCCAGUCCCCGACUUCUACUCCAGCAGAGCCUCGAUAGCCUAAGGAUGUGCUGUGGAGGCGCCAGCUGCCUGUUCUCGCCUCCUCCUGAGAAGCAACGGCAAGGAGCCCGGCCAGAGUUUGGGGGGAUGCCGGAGAGCUAGAGGAGACGCAGACGGAGGAGAGGAAAGCUGGUGCUCUAUGGUCUGCCCCCAGCUCGGCCCCUUUCCCUCCCAACCUCUCUACCGCUGUGAUGCCUGCGUUCGCUUCCAUGUUCAGCAAUUCCAGCCAGCAAAGGACCCAGACAGCCCAUCCUGUCACUUCGUUUCCACUCUCAGAUUUUGCUUUUAGUUAAUUUUUGUGUGAAUUAUAUUUUGUUUCCUUCCUGAUCAUGUUAUUGGUGGCAUACGGACCUGGCACUGCCAAGAGAAAAUUCUCCUGAUCACUUGUUUGUUAAGCUUUCCGUCAGAGGUUGUAGGGAGAGGUAGGGAAGAAAGAGCUGGAUUUGGAGCCUGCAGUUUACCUCCUAGAAUGUUCUUGCCCUGUUACCUCUCAUGCAGCGUUAGCUCUGCCGAGCUAAUCCUUGGGGGGUGGACAGAGUGAACAUAGCAUUGCAAAGUUUUACUAUCCACUGAAGCACAAAAAUAUCAGCUACACAGCUAUCCAAGGGUUCACAGUGGGCAGAAUCGUUAGGACAGCCGGGUCGUUAGGACAGGCUAGAAACCCUGGUCACUGAAUGAAAUGAGAAAGUCUCCAGACAUCAGCAGGCCAGGGGACCUAAUCAUUUGAUUCAUUUACUUCAUACAAGCUUUUCCUUGAGAGCCUGUUAUGGACCAGGCACUAUUCUAGACACUGGAGACACGGUAGUGAACAUACAGGUGUGGCCUCUGCCCUCCCAGAGCUUAUAUUCUCUCGUGAGGACAAACCAAAAAUAAAACAAUGGCAAAUUUUUAUAACUAGACAGGAAAUAAACAAGGGAGAGAGGGCCUCAUUGGCAAGCUGUUUUAAAUCCUCUAGAAUGAUGCUACAACUCCAUAUAUUCUGGCCAUGGCCCCAGAAACACACCAACUCAAUGCCUUUCAGCCACGCUGUUUUAAUUGCGGUACCUGCUGCCAUUCAUCACAGAGCCCUUCUUUGGUAGAAAUGGGGUCAGCAUCCUUAUUUGUCAGUGCUGCUGUGAUACCAAGCCUUAAAAAGGAAUGUGGAAAAAAAUUAGUGGCCAGAGGGAGGUGGCGCCACCCUCAGUCACGGGGGGUCUUAAGUUGCAGGCCGUGGCUUUCACCUUCUCAGGAUAAACACGCUCGUCCCCGUGUUCUCUCCGUGCCUGCUACAGACGAAAAGUCCAUCCACUCGGCUGCCAUUCACGGCCUGGCCUUCUGGAGCAGUUCAAGUCAUGUUUGGAAGAGAAUGGAAUUGUAUGUCAUUGCCGUCAGUGACAGCAGAAUAAAGAUGUUUAUUUUAUAUAGAGAUAGGUUUUCAUGCAGGUUACCCUUCAGAUUCUUUAGAAAAUGUAGGACCUGGAAAGACAUUCUGAUCAGUGGUCUAAAUAUCUGCCAGUGAGCCAAGAAAUCUUCCAUGAACAAAAAAACAAGAAUAACAAAUAAAAGGGAAGAGGUAGGAUGCGAAAGCUAACAAAUUAAAGCUUUGACAAAAGGUAAUAUAUGUAAAUAGCUAAUUAUUUAGUUUUGGGCUUACUUGAUUUAGAUUAGUUCUAUCUAAAUUAGUUCUAUCAGUUACAGUUUUUCUAGUUGCGUGUACCUAAGUUAUUGAAUGGGUGCUAUCCUGUUUCUGCCCAUCCUGGUUUCUCUUGGCUACAGAAAAACUCUGUUGCAGGGCAACACUAGUUUGAUAUUUGAUUUACUCUGCAAUGAGACUCGAUGGCUGGGCCGCUGUGGACUCAUAGUUACCCUUGGUCUUUAUGAAAUUCAUCUUGCUGAUUAGAUUUCUAGUGACCUGUAACAUAGUAGAUUACACAGAAUUGCAAUCAUAGAUGCAUACAGCUACUGUACUAGAAAAAAAAUGAUAUUCCUGGUGUGCCAAUAAAUGACUUUUAUGAGAGAA
This is a messenger RNA of Miniopterus natalensis, 4156 nucleotides long. RefSeq names its product tripartite motif containing 9 (gene TRIM9). NCBI's taxonomy places the organism in Eukaryota, Metazoa, Chordata, Mammalia, Chiroptera, Miniopteridae. The record is from RefSeq and is a predicted model, not a curated record. Gene Ontology annotation, molecular function: protein binding; zinc ion binding. Gene Ontology annotation, cellular component: cytoplasm.